Messenger RNA from Gadus morhua (Atlantic cod), 2305 nucleotides. RefSeq names its product vegetative cell wall protein gp1-like. The coding region runs from base 715 to 2052 and encodes 445 amino acids. NCBI's taxonomy places the organism in Eukaryota, Metazoa, Chordata, Actinopteri, Gadiformes, Gadidae. The record is from RefSeq and is a predicted model, not a curated record. The transcript has 3 exons.
CCGCCGCCCCCCACCACAGAGGUGACGGACGAGGAGCUGGUCCAUUUGGUCACUGACGGAGAAAUGGGUAACUGGCACCACACCGGACGCGUCGCACUGUAACAUCUGCCUUGGAUAUCUAUUCUUGAGUCAGUAUGUUUGCAUUAACUGCAACUUUUUCAUUUGCCGGUCGCUAAAGCUGAUGCUUGAAGGACAAAGGUAGGUUUAUCAGGUGAUGUAGCCGUCUUUGUUGGUGGUAGACGUGCCGUCCUCACUCACGUAGUGGUAAUGUGGAUUUGAUUAAACUCCCCAUGUAGCACACCUCUUAACGGUCGCCUUGUAGCACACCUCUUAACAGUCACCUUGUAGCACACCUCUUAACAGUCACCUUGUAGCACACCUCUUAACAGUCACCUUGUAGCACACCUCUUAACAGUCGCCUUGUAGCACACCUCUUAACGGUCACCUUGUAGCACACCUCUUAACGGUCGCCUUGUAGCACACCUCUUAACGGUCGCCUUGUAGCACACCUCUUAACGGUCGCCUUGUAGCACACCUCUUAACGGUAACCUUGUAGCACACCUCUUAACGGUAACCUUGUAGCACACCUCUUAACAGUCACCUUGUAGCACACCUCUUAACGGUAACCUUGUAGCACACCUCUUAACGGUCGCCUUGUAGCACACCUCUUAACGGUCACCUUGUAGCACUAAACCAUUUUAUCUAAUCAACGGCAUGCUGCACGUCAUGAAUGCUCAGACUCACUUAGUCUCGCUUGCCCGUGUGUUGCCCCGUCACUCUCAUUGUGCUGAUGACGUUUGGUUGUGCGUGACCGUGUCUGAAGCUGGCGUACAGGUCCUUCAGGCCCUCCCGCUCCCGCUGGAGACGCCUCCGUCUCCACCUCCCCCGGCACCGUCCUCCACCCCUCCCCCACCACCACCACCUCCACCACCACCACCACCACCACCACCACCUCCACCACCACCACCACCACCACAGGUUGCGGCCGCUCCACCGACGGUCGGGCUUCCAGCUCGGGCUCCGGCGCAGACCAGGGUGGAGCCUCGUGUCGUCUCCGUGGAGGAGACGCCGUGCAGGGAGGCCACCCUGGCGCCGGGGCCCGAGAAGAAGAGGAGGAAGACGACGACGGGCGACGUGGAGCAGCCGGCAACGCCCGCUCCUGCUCGGGCUGAGACCCGGUUGGCUGAGGGCUGGCGGACAGCCCUCACCGGGGAAGAGCAGGAGCUGAACAGUAGGACCCUCUCGCUGGGGUUCACCCGGACGCAGCGAGAGAAGGAGAGGGCUGUGUUGACUUCAGGCGUUGCAGCAGACGGAGGACGACCACCGGCGGCGGCCGCGGCGACAGCGCCGGGCCCGGCCUCAGCGGCGGCGGUGGAUCGUCCGGCGGCAGCAGCGACGUCGGCGGUGCCUCAAGGCCGGGCGACGCCAGCGGCAGCGAGGGGGGCGGCGGUGGCCCCGGCAGCGGCCCCGGCUGUGGCAGCACCGGGGCCCGCUCUGCCGGCGCCCAGACGGCUACUGGCGCCUCGACAGCCCGCCCCCUCGGCUGCUUACCCGGCCUUCCUGCCGACGGCUGCUGCCGCAGCUGCAACUGGACCUUUAAGAGCAGCACAGCCUCUCCUUGUGGACCUCUUACUGCCCCGGCAGAGUGUGUGGGUGCUCCCCGUCCCCGUCCUGACGCUCCCUCGGACACUGCCGGCUCCACACGUCCUCCCUCCGCCGCUGGCCGCCGCACAGCACGCCGGCCCUGAGCUGCCUGUAGCCCUGCCCGCCGCGCAGCACGCCGGCCCUGAGCUGCCGGUAGCCCUCAAAACGGUAGAAUGGAGGAGGCUGAACGCCAAGCGGCGGGCGGAGGCACAGCCGGGCACAACCUACUCCUCCCGGGCCGGCGUGCCACAGGUGCAUAAGUGCAGUAAAUGCGGCCAGCCGAGGCGGAGGGAGACCGGACACUCCCGCCACGGCGGAGAAUACUUCUGCUCCGUCGCGGCGGGUCAGAGUGUGGAGGACUGGCUGAGGGAGAAGAAGGAGCGGGACCAGGGUGGAGCCCCGCACUGAUGCGCACUCUUGCCGGGGAUGGUGUUGUACAUAGUUCUCUUUUGUAUAUAGUUGUUUUUCUGUUGUGUGUGUAUAUAGUUAUUUUGCAGUGUUAGUGUAUAUAGUUGUUUGCUGUAUAUAGUUUUCAUUUUGCAGGGUUAUUGUGUAUAGUUCUUUGUUUUGUUGGAUAGCUUCUAAGUUAGUGCACACACUGCCAUAUAUAUAUAUACUGUUUAUGAAUGAAUAAAAAAAUAAGUAUUCUCUUUCUACGGUA